Messenger RNA from Spirodela intermedia, 1248 nucleotides. NCBI's taxonomy places the organism in Eukaryota, Viridiplantae, Streptophyta, Magnoliopsida, Alismatales, Araceae. The record is from the annotation of a GenBank genome assembly.
AUGGCCAGAAAGGGCCAGUUUCAAAUCAGAGGAGUGAGCAAGCUAGACAAAGAUGGUCAGUUCAGUGUCAGGCUCCCCAGCGACAUCGUCAAAGAGAAGGGGGAGCUGAAGGAACAGUGCUUUGCACAGCUACACGGUGGCCCGAAGAACACGCCUUGCCCCUCCGCCGGCGGCAGCUUCGACGCGGCGAAGCUCGUCGCCAAGACAGUCGAGGGCGAAAAGCACACGUUCGUCACUGCCGGGAAGCUGAGCUUCUCCUCUGAAACAUGCGCAUCUGCUUUCUUCUUCCCAUGGUUCUUCCCCCCCAAGUUCUUCCCUCCAGUUUACCAGGCGCCAGCCACUCCGGUGUACCAGGCACCCACACCAACCGUCUAUACACCUCCGCAGUACUUAGCACCGCCCCCUCCAGUAUACAUACUGCCGCCUCCUCCGCCACCUCCUCCGCCACCUCCUCCGCCACCUCCUCCGCCACCUCCGCCGCCACCUCCUCCGCCACCUCCGCCGCCACCUCCGCCGCCACCUCCUCCGCCACCUCCGCCGCCACCUCCGCCGCCACCUCCGCCGCCACCUUCCCCUCCAGUAUACAUGAUGCCGCCACCUCCGCCCCCUCCACCGCCUCCACCGCCCCCACCACCCCCACCGCCCCCUCCGCCACCUCCGCCCCCUCCACCGCCCCCACCGCCCCCACCGCCCCCUCCUCCGCCACCAUUCAUUAUACGAUGCCGCCCCCCCCGCCCCCCCGCCCCCGCCGCCACCGCCCCCGCCGCCACCUCCACCCCCUCCGCCACCUCACCCCCUCCACCCCUCCGCCACCUCCACCCCCUCCGCCACCUCCACCCCUCCGCCACCUCCGCCACCUCCACCCCCUCCGCCACCUCCGCCUCCCUAUUCAGUAUAUAUGAUGCCGCCCCCUCCGCCGCCACCUCCGCCCCCUCCACCGCCCCGCCGCCACCUCCGCCCCCUCCACCACCUCCACCUCCCCCCACCGCCACCUCCGCCCCUCCACCACCUCCACCUCCCCCACCGCCACCUCCGCCCCCUCCACCACCUCCACCUCCCCCACCGCCACCUCCUUAUCCAGUAUACAUGAUACCACCCUCCGCCGCCACCUCCGCCACCUCCGCCACCUCCGCCACGCCUCCUCCACCACCUCCACCGCCCCUCCGCCACCUCCGCCACCUCCGCCUCCUCCACCACCUCCACCACCUCCACCGCCCCCUCCGCCACCUCCUUAUCCGGUAUACAUGA